GAGGUGGGGCAGGCGCUGCUGCGGCGGAGUCAUAGGGUCGGGCUUAGAACUCCAGGUGCCACGCUCGUGGCUUCCGGGUUCCGUCCACGCUCUGGGCGUGGGGUGGCGGCGGCUGGGCGCCUAGGAGCUCCCGGAAGACUGAGAGUACAAGUCAAGGCGGACCGCCGGCAGGUGAUUUCUUAGGAGGUACAGAAAUCUUCUUUGAAGGGCUUUGUACGGUAUUGAAGGAUGGCAGAAGCAGUGUUGAUUGAUUUCUUUGGUUUGAAAUUUAACUCUCAGAAAAAUAGUCAUCAGGCAUUACUGAAGACAUUGAAUGCUGUCAGAUACCACCAUGCUGCCAAGGCCAAGUUUCUUUGCAUAAUGUGUUGCAAUAACAUCAGCUGUGGAAGGGAUGGUGCACAUAAUAACUGUGAAUUAGAAGCAAGCAAUGGAUUAUCAACUCUCUUGAGAGAAUUUGAGACUGUUAGCAAUCCUAGUAUGGCUGCCUCUUUGUAUACUAUUAAGCAAAAAAUUGAUGAAAAAAAUUUGAGCAGCAUUAAGGUAAUUGUACCCAUGCACCGGAAGACAUUACUGAAGGCUUUUAUUGAUCAACUCUUCACCAAUGUUUACAGUUUUGAGUUUGAAGACUUACAGGUGACUUUGAGGGGCAGUCCUCUGAAACAAUCCACUGAAAUAAGCAUGAUCACAGCUCAAGAAGUAGAAGCAAUCCAGAAUGAAAUACAAACAUAUUUGAGAAGUCUGCCAGCGCUGAAAGGAGAGUUAACCAUUAUCACAUCUCCUUUGAUCUCGGAUAUUUUCUUACAUGGAUUUACUACAAGAACAGGUGGAAUAUCUUACAUCCCAACUCUUAGCUCAUUCAAUCUCUUCAGUAGUUCCAAAAGGAGAGAUCCCAAGGUUGUUGUUAAAGAAAAUCUGCGUAGGUUGGGGAAUGCUGCAGGAUUUAAUGUGGAGAAAUUUUACCAAAUAAAGACUGAUCAUGCCAGUGACGUCUGGAUUAUGGGAAGGAAGGAACCUGAAUCUUAUGAUGGAAUCACCACAAAUCAGAGGGGAGUCACAAUAGCAGCUCUUGCUGCUGACUGUAUACCAAUUGUUUUUGCUGAUCCUGUCAGGAAAGCAUGUGGUGUUGCUCACUCUGGUUGGAGGGGUACUUUGUUAGGUAUUGCUAUGGCUACAGUGAAUGCUAUGAUCACAGAAUAUGGCUGUAGUUUGGAAGACAUUAUUGUUGUACUGGGACCUUCAGUAGGACCUUGCUGUUUUACUCUGCCCGGGGAAUCAGCAAAGGGAUUUCAUAAUCUUGAUCCUGAAUGUGUACGGUUAUUUGAUUCACCAAAUCCCUAUGUUGACAUUCGUAAAGCCACCAGGAUUCUUCUAGAACGGGGAGGAAUUCUACCACAGAAUAUCCAGGACCUGAACCAAGAUCUUAACCUCUGUACAUCGUGCCAUCCUGACAAGUUUUUCUCCCAUGUCCGAGAUGGCCUUAAUUUUGGUACACAGAUUGGCUUCAUAUCAAUUAGAGAAUGAGAUACUUGACUGGAUUUUUAUACAACUAUUUCUUGCCUCCUUCUAAACUGACUACAAGAGAGAAAUUUAGCUGUUUGAUUUACUUAAAACCGAAAGGAUUACAAUGGAUAAUUCAUCUUUAGGUAUAUUUUCACUAUUAUCCAAAGCCAAAUGACUUUCACUUGAUUCUAGUAA
This is a messenger RNA of Odobenus rosmarus divergens (Pacific walrus), 1695 nucleotides long. RefSeq names its product laccase (multicopper oxidoreductase) domain containing 1 (gene LACC1). Lineage: Eukaryota; Metazoa; Chordata; Mammalia; Carnivora; Odobenidae. The transcript is spliced from 7 exons. Bases 229 to 1521 code for a protein of 430 amino acids. Gene Ontology annotation, molecular function: copper ion binding. The record is from RefSeq and is a predicted model, not a curated record.